AUCAUCAUUGCGAGAUGAGAGCUUCCUCCAGCUACAUAGGAUCACAGGCUCAUCAGACCAGUGUGUUCUUGGGGUCUGGAAAAGAACUCAGUGCCAACAAUAUGCCCAAGCAAGUGGAAGUCCGGAUGCACGAGAGUCACCUGAGCUCAGACGAACCCAAACGCAGAAAUUUGUGCCUGAGGAUAUGGGAUAAUCUCGGGAAGAAUCUUCUGCUUUCUCUGACAGUAUCUGGCGUCAUCUUAGGAGCUGUAUGUGGAGGUCUUCUUCGCCUGGCGUCCCCCAUCCACCCCGAUGUGGUCAUGUUAAUAGCGUUCCCGGGAGACAUCCUCAUGAGGAUGCUGAAAAUGCUCAUCCUCCCUUUAAUCAUCUCCAGCUUGAUCACAGGUCUCUCCGGCUUGGAUGCUAAAGCCAGUGGCCGCCUGGGGACAAGAGCCAUGGUCUAUUACAUGUCUACCACCAUCAUCGCUGCUGUCCUAGGAGUCAUUUUGGUCUUAGCCAUCCACCCAGGGAACCCCAAACUGAAGAAGCAGCUGGGACCCGGGAAGAAGAAUGAUGAAGUGUCCAGCUUGGAUGCCUUCCUUGACCUUAUCCGAAACCUAUUUCCUGAAAACCUUGUCCAAGCAUGUUUUCAACAGAUCCAAACAGUGACCAAGAAAGUGAUGGCCACGCCCAAGCCCAGUGAGGAAGCCAAUGCCACCAGCUCCAUCAUCUCUCUGCUAAAUGACACGAAAACCGAGGCCCCUGAGGAAACCCAGCUGAUUAUUAAGAAAGGCUUGGAGUUCAAGGACGGGAUGAAUGUCUUAGGUCUGAUAGGUUUCUUCAUUGCUUUCGGCAUCGCCAUGGGGAAGAUGGGAGAGCAGGCCAAGCUGAUGGUUGAAUUUUUCAAUAUCCUGAAUGAAAUUGUCAUGAAAUUAGUGACCAUGAUCAUGUGGUAUUCUCCCCUGGGUAUCGCCUGCCUCAUCUGUGGGAAAAUCAUCGCCAUCAAGGACUUGGAAGUGGUCGCCAGGCAACUAGGGAUGUACAUGGUCACUGUGAUUGUGGGUCUCAUCAUCCACGGAGGCAUCUUCCUCCCUUUGCUUUACUUCGUGGUGACCAGGAAAAAUCCUUUCUCCUUUUUUGCUGGUAUUUUUCAGGCCUGGAUCACAGCCUUGGGCACAGCUUCCAGUGCUGGUACAUUGCCUGUCACUUUUCGUUGCCUGGAAGAAAAUCUGGGGAUUGAUAAGCGUGUGACCAGAUUUGUUCUCCCAGUUGGAGCAACCAUUAACAUGGAUGGGACAGCACUAUAUGAAGCCGUGGCAGCUAUCUUUAUCGCCCAGAUGAAUGGGGUAGUCCUGGAUGGCGGGCAGAUCGUAACUGUGAGCCUCACAGCCACCCUGGCCAGUGUUGGAGCCGCAAGCAUCCCCAGCGCCGGGCUGGUCACCAUGCUUCUCAUCCUAACGGCCGUGGGCCUCCCAACACAGGACAUCAGUCUGCUUGUUGCUGUUGACUGGCUCUUGGAUAGGAUGAGAACUUCAGUCAAUGUUGUAGGGGACUCCUUUGGGGCUGGCAUCGUCUACCACCUGUCUAAGGCUGAGCUGGACAGCAUUGAUUCACAGCACCGAGGGCAUGAAGACAUAGAAAUGACCAAGACUCAAUCAAUUUACGAUGACAUGAAAAACCAUAGGGAAAACAACUCAAAUCAGUGUGUUUACUCAGCACACAACUCUGUCAUAGUAGAUGAGUGCAAGGUCAUACUGGCAACCAAUGGAAAGUCAGCAGAUUGUCAUGGUGAGGAAGAACCCUGGAAGCGGGAUCACUAAAGCCCAGAAACAGACUCCGAGCUCCACCUUGAAUAAACUCUCCGAAGUUACCCAAUGGUAAAAGAUGAUGUAAAGAUUAAGCAAAAACAUUCUUUAAAAAAAGAUACAUAAAUAUGCUUACUUAAUUUGUUAACUGAGCCUAGGAGGAGGUGUCAUAAAGCAGCCUUUGUAAGCACAGGGCAAUGUCUUUGCCAAAUAACUGGCCGUAACCAUUUAACCCUCUCCGUUGUAUUACUGUUUGGAUGGAGGCAGCUGGAAGAAUCAGUUUGCAUUAGAGAUGCCCUCUCACUGGUGUCCCCCUGCACUCCAACUGUAGAAAGAAUGGAAACAUUCUUUCCACAGAGAAUGUGAAAAUGUGGUGAAGCCAGUGCGGGGAACUGCAGGGACUCAGGGCACAAGAAAAUUAGGAUGUGCUACUGACUUAAAGUAUUUUCAAUGUUUCCUCUUGGGAUGCACAAGAGAUACCACCAGCAAGCUUCAUCUAAUCGAAAAUCCUCUUCCAAGUUUUACACGUGCUUGACUCAAAGCAAGCACCUGCUUCUGUGAAUGCUGACCACUUGUCUUCCAGGUGCCCUUUAAAUUAAGUGUCUCCAAAAUCAUUUUAAAAAAAGACCUUAGAGGGAACUAGAUUCAAGAAGAUUGAUUCCAAACACUCUCAUCUUCUGCCCUCUGUAUCCCUCUAUCAAUAAAGUUUUUCAGAUCCAGAUCUCAUGAGUUCAUCCAUUUCUUGGAUGGAAUUUCCCACCACCUAUGCAGAAUGGCAAUUCAUCUGUAACUUAUAAUCUUAUAGAGUUGCUUGGAGCAUAGAGAGAUUAAACAAGUUGUCCCCUGUCACAUAAGCAAUAGGUGUCAGAGGCAAGACUCUAACCCAGGUCUUCCUGACUCCAAAGCUGGACUUCUAAGCCCUACACCAUGUUGACUCAUGUUCAUGAAUAACUACAGAAAUUUUUAAAAACCCAUAUAUUUCAUAGUUGCAACUCUCUCAUGGUAUAAGAUGCAGAAUAAGUGCCAAUGCACAUUGGUAAGCGACAUUUCCUCAGUAGAAUCUCUCCAUGCUCAUGAAGUCACAGAUCUGGACCUUCUUCCCUCCCCCCGCCCAAAGAACCCCUAGAAUAAUCUCUUACUGUGCCAUUCUAAUUGUAAGGUUUUUUUCCCUAUUGAAUAACUUAAUCAUUGAUUAAGAAAUAAUGUUUGCCCAGUGCUGCUGCAUAUAUUUAUCAAACGUUAAAGACAGUCAGUGUAAAUACUAACUAGCCUCGAGAAUAAGAUGAUUUGUUGAAAUCUGUUUUGCCUCCAACUGUGAUAAUGAAAUUUAUUGUAGCUGUUUGGCCUAUGUUUACAGUGGGCUUCAGUCUCCUCAUAUACAGUAGCAUUGUUUUAAUUUAAACAAGCAUUUAUUAGUUACCUACUUUGGGCAAGGCUCUAUUGUGCUAGAUAUUAGGAAUAUAGAGGCAAAAAUGAAAAAGUCCCUGACCUUAAGGAACUUACAUUCUCCUGAACUGAAGUUAUAAUUUAGGUUUCUACUGAAAUGGAAUUAUUCUUUGGGUUCCUAACAGUGGGGACACGGCGCCUAUUUUUUCCACAACAGUUCAAGAAAUCCAGGAUACACAACUAUACAAACCGACCAAAACCCCUUGCAGGGAAAGCCUUUGUAACCAUGUAGUAUUUAUAUAAUAUGAAAAGGGGUGGUAUACUUACACUGGAUGCCUAAAAAUCCACACAAGACACUUAAUUUAAAGAAAAGUCCAUCUU
Molecule: messenger RNA, 3551 nt
Organism: Trichosurus vulpecula (common brushtail)
Lineage: Eukaryota; Metazoa; Chordata; Mammalia; Diprotodontia; Phalangeridae
Gene: SLC1A2
Product: solute carrier family 1 member 2
Exons: 11
Coding region: 15-1799 (594 amino acids)
Biological process (GO): L-glutamate transmembrane transport
Cellular component (GO): plasma membrane
Molecular function (GO): glutamate:sodium symporter activity; L-glutamate transmembrane transporter activity; neutral L-amino acid transmembrane transporter activity
Source: RefSeq, a predicted model, not a curated record